This is a messenger RNA of Parasteatoda tepidariorum (common house spider), 2380 nucleotides long. It is a transcript of the gene HDAC3, whose product is annotated as histone deacetylase 3. The record is from RefSeq and is a predicted model, not a curated record. Gene Ontology annotation, molecular function: histone deacetylase activity. NCBI's taxonomy places the organism in Eukaryota, Metazoa, Arthropoda, Arachnida, Araneae, Theridiidae. Gene Ontology annotation, biological process: epigenetic regulation of gene expression.
UUUUUCCUGCUUGUACAGUGUUUUGACUUAAUUUAACCGUGGUUCGGAUUGAAUUCUGCUCGAUAAACAAUACAAAUUUAUAAACAAUACAAAUAUUUUUUUGCACCCAAUUCUUACAGUAAAAACAAUGUUUUAAAUCUGACUUUACUUUUAAUUAUAAAUUAUUUUAUUGAAAUUAACGCUGAUGUAUUAUAAUUAAAAGAGAACUCUUGCCAAAAAUAUGUUAAUAUCAGUAAAAAAUAAGUGAAAUGUUUAUAACUUGUUUAUUAUCUAUAUAACUGAACAUAAAUUUGUGGUUAUGUCUCGAAAACGAGUGGUUUACUUCUGGGAUCCUGAUGUUGGUAAUUUUCAUUAUGGACCUGGGCAUCCUAUGAAACCUCAUAGAUUAUCUGUUACUCAUAGUUUAGUAUUGAAUUACGGACUUUAUAAGAAAAUGCAGAUUUACCGUCCUUACCGAGCAUGUGCACAUGAUAUGAGUCGCUUCCAUUCUGAUGAAUAUAUUGAUUUCCUGCAAAGAGUAACACCCCAUAACAUUCAAUCUUUCAACAAAAGUUUAAGCCAUUUUAAUGUUGGAGAUGACUGUCCGGUUUUUGAUGGUUUAUUUGAUUUCUGUUCAAUGUACACAGGAGCUUCAUUAGAAGGAGCUAUGCGCCUUAAUAAUCAGUGCUGUGAUAUUGCCAUUAAUUGGUCUGGAGGUUUACAUCAUGCUAAGAAAUUUGAAGCCUCUGGAUUUUGCUAUGUAAAUGAUAUAGUAAUUGCCAUUCUAGAACUUUUGAAAUUUCAUCCUCGUGUUCUUUAUGUGGACAUUGAUAUUCAUCAUGGAGAUGGUGUUCAAGAAGCCUUUUACCUCACUGAUAGAGUGAUGACUGUGUCAUUCCAUAAAUAUGGAAACUACUUUUUCCCUGGCACUGGUGAUAUGUAUGAAAUUGGUGCAGAAAGUGGACGUUAUUACUCAGUUAAUGUUCCUCUAAAAGAAGGAAUUGAUGAUCACAGUUAUUUUCAAACGUUUAAGCCAGUUAUACAAGCAGUUAUGGAAUUUUAUCAGCCUACAUGUAUUGUUUUGCAGUGUGGUUCUGACUCUUUGGCUGGAGAUCGAUUAGGUUGCUUUGCUUUAAGUACCAAAGGGCAUGGCGAAUGUGUAAAAUUUGUGAAGGAACUGAACGUGCCUCUCCUUGUUCUGGGUGGGGGUGGUUACACAGUGAGAAAUGUGUCAAGGUGCUGGACCUAUGAAACAUCACUUUUAGUGGAGGAAAACAUUAGCAGUGAAAUUCCAUAUAAUGAAUACUUUGAAUAUUUUGCACCUGAUUUUACUCUUCACCCAGAUGUCAACACAAAGCAAGAUAAUGCUAAUUCUAAACAAUAUUUGGAAACCAUUGUGAAGCAUGUAACAGAAAACUUGAAAUGUCUCCAGCAUUCACCCAGUGUACAAAUGCAAGACGUUCCAGAGGACUUUCUUCGUCUUAAAAUGGAGGAAGAAGAAAAAGAACCAGAUCCUGAUAAGAGAAUGACGCAAGAAGAAAUAGAUAUAAAAGUGGAACCUCCUAACGAGUUUUAUGAUGGGGAAAAGGACCAAGAUGCUGAAAUGCCUCCAGAAACAUAAUACCUGCUGCAUAUUAAAUUUCAUCUCAUCAAUCAUUACAACUGAAAAACCAUCAAAGCUCUUGUAAACAUAAAAGAGAUAUUUUCACAACAAGAGUAACUUUUAGAUUCAUUUAAAGUGUGUUUUGCAUCACACUUUUUCAAAAAAUCAUGAAUGAACUACAUUUAUGUACAGUAGUUAUGCAACCUAUCAUUUUUCUACUAUUGUUUUUUAAAGAAUCAUUUGUAGUGCCUAGCACACUAUUUUAUGGUGAUAUUUUAAUUGGUUGUAUGGAUUUUAUUUAUUCUUAUAAAGGAUUUUUUUUUUCAAUGUCUUUUUUAUAUAUAUUUUAGCAAUUCAAGAUAAAUGUUUUCUCAUAACUUUUUAUGUUACGUUGUAAAGUAUAAAUUACUAAAAAAUAAAUUUUAAAGAACGCUAAGUGUGUUUUGUCCCAAAUUUUACUAAAUUAUUUGGAUCAACUGUUUUAAAUAUUUAGGUAUUAAAAAAAUUUACCCAUAGAGCCUAUUUCUUUUACACUAUUUUUAUGUAUGAAAUAAUUGAAUUUUUACUAAUAUUAUUAUUAAAAAUAAUUAUUAAUAAAUAAUUAAUACUAAUUAUAAAACAAAAAUAUUCCUGAAAUAAUAAAAAUUUUAUUCAUAAAACAAUGUGAACAAGAAAUAGUUACAGAGGGUAAAUUUUUGUUAAAUAGAUAAAUAAUCGAAUUUUUAUUGUAUAAGUCAAAAAAUAGAAACUGAUUUGAUUGAAAUUUGAAUUUAAUAAAGACAAAUGCUAUCCCCUUGA